Molecule: messenger RNA, 744 nt
Organism: Podarcis lilfordi (Lilford's wall lizard)
Lineage: Eukaryota; Metazoa; Chordata; Lepidosauria; Squamata; Lacertidae
Source: the annotation of a GenBank genome assembly
AUGGAGGCAUUUAAAUUGGACAAGAAAAUUGGCUUCCAGGUGGAAAGAUCUAAAUUAGAAACAGAACUGUUAGAACCCAAAACUAAGAAUUUGUCAAGAAUGUAUAACUUGCUGCUGAAAUGGAAUACCCAGGAUGAAACGGUAAAAUCGGCUAUGAUUAAAUGGGCACAGGACGUUGGACAUAACAUUAUGUUUGCUGACUGGGAACAGUUAUGGACCACAGGUAUGAAAUUUACGGCAUGUAAUGCCUUAAGAGAGAAUAUUAUGAAAAUGAUAUACAGGUGGUACAUAACCCCAGUCAAGCUUGCAAAAAUUUACCACUUGCCCGAUAACAAAUGUUGGAAAUGUAAAGAAACUGAAGGUACAUUUUUUCACCUUUGGUGGACGUGCCCAAAGAUUAAGGCUUUCUGGGAAAUGAUAUAUAAUGAAUUUAAAAAGGUAUUUAAGUAUACCUUCCCUAAGAAACCAGAGGCCUUUCUCCUGGGCAUAGUCGGCCAAAUGGUGUUAAAAAAGGAUAGAACUUUCUUUAUGUAUGCAACAACAGCAGCAAGAAUACUCAUCGCAAAGCAUUGGAAGACACAAGAACUUCCCACGCUGGAGGAAUGGCAGAUGAAACUUAUGGACUAUAUGGAACUGGCUGAAAUGACUGGUAGAAUCCGUGACCAGGGAGAAGAGUCGGUGGAGGAAGAUUGGAAGAAAUUCAAAGACUAUCUUCAGAAACAUUGCAAAAUUAAAGAAUGUUAG